AUGGAAGGGAACUUCUGGAAGACCUGGGUGGUGGUUGGAACUCUUUCGUUCUUGGGGGCCUCCUCACUACCCCAUGCUAAACCCUUGACCUACAAGGAGGUUGUGGCCCUUGCCAUCUACAAUAGCCGAUCAGGAGAAGACUGUGUAUACCGGCUUCUGGGGGCUUCUGCUGAGCCUCAGUGGGAUCCCAUUUCUGAAAGCUAUCAAGAGCUGAACUUCACCAUCAAGGAAACCAUGUGUCUCUUGGAAGAUGUGGUUUUCUUUGAUGAAUGUGACUUCAAGGAAGGAGGGGAUCGGCCCGAACGGGUGAAGAGGUUCCUCGGGGUUUUCAGAAAGCCGGAGAAAGACAUUCGGAAGCUGUCCAAGGAAAAGGAGGCG
Messenger RNA from Pseudonaja textilis, 378 nucleotides. The record is from RefSeq and is a predicted model, not a curated record. Lineage: Eukaryota; Metazoa; Chordata; Lepidosauria; Squamata; Elapidae.